CUGAGCAAGCGAAUAGUUUGGCGGGAAAUCGACAUGAAAUCAAUGUGAGAGGAAUCAGUGAUAGGUUUUGUCGUUCUAUUUUCAUACAAACGCAAUGCCAAAAGCGAAAGACAAGACCAAAAGGAGAAGACUAGAAGAGCUGGAGGAAGAUGAGCCGAGUCAAUCUCAAAGGCCACGAGCAAGGCGUAGUAAUGACGAAGAUGAAGAAAUAGAAGUUGAUUACACGCAGACUACCAAGUCACAGAGUCAGAAAACACAAAAUCAAAAAGACAUCUCUAAAGAUGAACUCAAAAGAAAGGUUGUUGAAGUUGUCAGGUAUUUAUUAUUUUCGGACAGGAAAAAAUAUCCCAUCAAACGUGGAGAUAUAACAAAAAACGUGCUGAAGGAACAUUCCAGAGCAUUCAAUCAAAUCUUUGAUCAGGCCAAGACAACUCUUCAUAAGGUUUUUGGAAUAGAAGUAGAAGAAAUUGAAGUAGGCAAAGCAAAAGGUUACAUUUUGGUAGAUGCUGCUAAGACUGAAGAACAAGAUCAGCUAAUGGACUGGGGAGAUGAUCUUCCCAAAAUGGGCCUGCUAAUGGUUGCAUUGAGCUUGAUUUUCAUGUCUGACCAUGUGAUUAGCGAAUCAUUGUUGUGGCACACAUUAAAGAAGCUUGGCAUUGAACCAAGGGUAGAACAUGAAAUAUUUGGUGAUCCAGAAAAACUUAUAUCUCAAGAAUUUGUACGACAAUGUUGUUGCAGGGGAGAUGAUCUUCCCAAAAUGGGCCUGCUAAUGGUUGCAUUGAGCUUGAUUUUCAUGUCUGACCAUGUGAUUAGCGAAUCAUUGUUGUGGCACACAUUAAAGAAGCUUGGCAUUGAACCAAGGGUAGAACAUGAAAUAUUUGGUGAUCCAGAAAAACUUAUAUCUCAAGAAUUUGUACGACAAUGUUAUGUGGACAGGAAGAAAGUACUAGGAGGUGAUGAGGCAGCAUAUGAAUACAGAUGGGGCUCAAGAGCUGAGAAGGAACUCAGUAAACGACAAGUGUUGCAGUUUGUUUCUGAGCUCUAUGACACCCAAAUGGACGACUGGACUUCCCAAAUGAAAGAAAUACUUGCUGAGGAGGAGAAGGCAAUGAAUGGCACCGAGUAAAAGAAAUGCAUCGGCAAUCAGGAAGAUACAUGAAGCGGGCAGCUGUCUUCUCCGUUCUGGUAUUCCGUGAACUGCCGGCCAUUUUCUUUCCACAUUGCUAGGCACUGAAGAUCUAAUUUUUGAAAAAAUUCACAUCAGCUACAUGUGCUACAGUUCACACGAUGUUCCGGGUUUGAACAUCUAUUCGGCCGUGUAAAUAGAAUGCGGAAGCUAAAUAUAGGUUGACUAUUGUUGUGGAUUCACAAAAUUCAUCUCACUUACAUGUAACGCCUUCCUGUAUGAUUCAUGUAAAAUUAUAAACAAUUAUUGGAUGAGGUUUUUGUGAUAUCCGGAAUAAUCAAGGUCG
This is a messenger RNA of Orbicella faveolata, 1472 nucleotides long. RefSeq names its product non-structural maintenance of chromosomes element 3 homolog. Gene Ontology annotation, cellular component: nucleus. Lineage: Eukaryota; Metazoa; Cnidaria; Anthozoa; Scleractinia; Merulinidae. The record is from RefSeq and is a predicted model, not a curated record.